Plodia interpunctella (Indianmeal moth) is the source of this 5607-nucleotide messenger RNA. RefSeq names its product cut (gene cut). The transcript has 12 exons. NCBI's taxonomy places the organism in Eukaryota, Metazoa, Arthropoda, Insecta, Lepidoptera, Pyralidae. The record is from RefSeq and is a predicted model, not a curated record. Gene Ontology annotation, biological process: regulation of transcription by RNA polymerase II. Gene Ontology annotation, molecular function: RNA polymerase II transcription regulatory region sequence-specific DNA binding; DNA-binding transcription factor activity, RNA polymerase II-specific. Gene Ontology annotation, cellular component: nucleus. Bases 824 to 4807 code for a protein of 1327 amino acids.
GAGUUGGUGGGGUUUCGUCCGAAGGAUCGCACUGCAGUCGUGUGUCACGGCUUCGACGCGCGCCCGUGACCACGCCGCGCUCCGUCAACGAUCACCUUACGUAAUAAUUACUAAUCGCAUCGGGACCGCUCAUCCGAUAAUCGAUUGUGGAUAGUGAACUCUUAUAUUGUGCACCACUUUUUAUAAUUAUUCUAAUUUACCAAUAAUUAAUGUGAACUUGUUUUGUGUACUUUGUGUCAUGUUUUUGUUUUGUUUUCGCGUGGACUCGAUUAUUUUUGGGCGUAGCUGACGUGUGUAUGAUUUUGUAACAUUUAUGUUACUUUGACACUUUGUGAGUGAAUUACGAACGAAUAUCGCGUGGACUUUAUGAGGUUUCAGUGAAUCUGACUUGUAAAGUUAUCUAUAUAGAUAUCUAAUAAAAAAUAGUGUUUUUGUACAGCAGUUCUCUGAAAACAAACAGGGCGAAAGAAACACUAAAGACUGGCACGCGACGAAAAGAACAAUUCGAAAUUCGAACUCGAUGUUUUGAAUCCGAAUUUGGAUUUAGAAUGUGGUGCGUACGGCGCGUGGUGCGAAGUUAACGUUGACAUUGACGUUUGAGAUAUUGACGGAUUUUGACAUGAGUCGGUGAGAAACCCGAAUGCACCCAACGGGCGCAGCUAGUCUGCCCGCCGCUCCAGAGGCGGAGGUGCAAGCUAUGCACUCAAUGGACUGGCUCUUCAAGAAAGAGAGGAUAUAUCUACUCGCGCAGUUCUGGCAACAGGUAAAUUAAGCAAGCUGCCAAGGAGCAAAUUAAAAUUGAGUACGUUAACAAGAACAGAAGAUGUGGUGUCUUUUUGAGAGAGCCACACUGGCCGAAAAAGAAGUAACUACCCUCAAAGAGCAACUGGCAACCACAAGCCCUACACCCUUGCAAGCGACCGUGCCUCCUAAAACCAAUGGCUCCCACAUAGACCAAACUCGAGAUCAAGCCACAGAGACACGAAUACCCGAUUUAUUCAGUCCUGAUAUCAAAGAAGAGAAGAGACUGGAGAUUGAUGAGGAAGUAGAGAAGAUGGAGAUGGCUGCGACGGGGAGGGGCAGUGAUAGCACGAGAAGCAGCCCAGUGGGACAGGCCAACCCUUUGGAGAAUGAGCUCGCUGCGAAGGAGAAAGAGAUCGCCCAACUGGUAGACGAGGUGCGUCGGCUGCAAGCGUCGCUGAACGCGCUGCAAGAGGCGCACGCGCAGAAACUGCAGCGGCUCGAGGAAAGACUAGACGAGAAGAAGAAGCACAUAGCGAGACUUGAAGCGAGGCUCGACAACCAGAGGGAUUACGAUGACAUCAAGAGAGAAAUCAGCAUGCUCAGGUCCCUAGACCUGGGUUCCGGCGAGAGAUCCCUCGAGCGCAAACCUGAGCCCCUCCGCUCGCCUCCUGCGCCUGCGCAAGAGAGAAGAUCCACGGAGCGAGAGCAGAGCGCCGAGCGCAGAGAUACAGGUCCUGAAGAGUGGCCGAGCACGCCGCCUCCGCUCAACAACAACACGACCCAUCACAACAACAACGGACCCACGCCGCUGCCGCUGCCGCCCCCGAGCCCCUUCAGGUUCGAGGAGCAUCGCCCCUACCGCUUCGCAGAGGACAUGGGUCCGCUGCCGCCUGGCGCUCUAGUAGGACGACUCGGAGACUCCUUGAUCCCAAAAGGAGAUCCAAUGGAAGCGAGGCUCCAAGAAAUGCUCAGAUACAAUAUGGACAAAUAUGCGAACACGAAUUUGGACACGCUGCAUAUAAGCCGAAGAGUGCGGGAACUGUUGUCAGUCCACAAUAUUGGGCAGAGGCUAUUCGCGAAGUACGUCCUUGGGUUGUCUCAAGGGACGGUCUCGGAGCUGCUGUCGAAGCCGAAGCCCUGGGACAAGCUGACGGAGAAGGGCAGGGACUCGUACAGGAAGAUGCACGCGUGGGCGUGCGACGAGGCCGCCGUGAUGCUCCUCAAGUCGCUCAUUCCAAAGAAAGUCGGUACAAAAGACGGCACGUUGGGCCCAGGAUUCGGGCGGCCCGAUAGCGAGGGCGACGAGCGACUGGCCCACAUUCUGAACGAGGCGUCACAUCUCAUGAAGCCUUCGCAACCAAAUAAUGAUGACUCGAGGAGCAAUGAAGAUUCCAGUUCACCUAGAACACAGUGCCCGUCUCCAUAUUCUAAGGACUCGAGCCAGAACAGAAGACUGAAGAAGUACGAGAAUGACGACAUUCCUCAGGAGAAGGUGGUUCGGAUCUACCAGGAGGAGCUCGCGAAGAUCAUGACCAGGCGGGUGGAGGAUAUGCGGCACAGUCGCGACGGCUUCCCUGGCAUGUUCCCCCCUUUUUUCAGCGGCGGUAUGCCCCCGCACAUGGAGCGGCCGCCCGAGGACAUCCGCAUGGCACUGGAGGCCUACCACCGCGAGCUGGCCAAGAUCCAGCCCGGCGGCAACCUCCCCAACCUGCAACACCUCCCCGGGAUGCCGCCCUUCCCCAACCUCCUCGCGCUGCAGCAGCAAGCCAUGCAGCAAGCGCAGAACCAACACAUGAACGGCUCCGGCGCCGUCCAGGAUCUCUCUCUGCCUAAAGACAAAAACGCCAAAAUGAAUGGAAUGACUGAUAGUGAUAAGGAUAGGCCAAUAGACGCGGAAGAGGCUAUAAGGCACGCGGGCAGUGCGUUUUCAUUAGUCAGGCCGAAGUUGGAACCGGGGCAGCAGUCGACUGGAUCCUCAGCAUCGAGUCCGUUAGGGAAUGCGAUAUUGCCGCCAGCGAUAACGCCUAAUGAUGACUUCAGUAGUUCGGCUGCGGCGAGUCCCUUGCAAAGGAUGGCGUCGAUAACGAACAGUCUGAUCUCUCAGCCGACCAACCCGCCGCACCACGCGCCGCCACAGCGCUCGAUGAAGGCGGUGCUUCCUCCGAUAACGCAACAGCAGUUCGAUCUAUUCAACAAUUUGAACACGGAGGAUAUCGUGCGGAGAGUGAAGGAAGCGUUGAGUCAGUAUUCGAUCAGUCAGAGGUUGUUCGGGGAGUCUGUGUUGGGGUUGUCACAAGGGUCGGUGAGCGACCUGCUGGCGCGGCCGAAGCCCUGGCACAUGCUGACGCAGAAGGGCCGGGAGCCCUUUAUCCGCAUGAAGAUGUUCCUGGAGGACGACAACGCUGUGCACAAGCUGGUCGCGUCGCAGUACAAAAUCGCACCUGAAAAACUGAUGAGGACCGGGAACUAUAGCGGAGCGCCUCCGUGUCCGCCCAACAUGAGCAAGCCGAUGCCGCCGGCGCAGAAGAUGCUGUCGGACGCCAGUUCGCUGCUCAGCAAGAUGCAGCAGGAGCAGCUGCUGGGCGCGCCGCACCUGGCGCACCUCGCGCCCGCCCCGCUGCUGCUGACGCCGCCCGGCUUCCCCCCGCACCACGCCGUCACCCUCCCCUCGCAGCACCACGACAACAACAACAAGGAACGUAAACCGCCGCCCCCCACACCCCCGCACCAACAUCAAGUGAUGCGCAACCUGCACCAACACAUGUCCCCCAGCGUCUACGAAAUGGCCGCCCUGACCCAGGACCUCGAUACCCAGACGAUCACGACGAAAAUCAAGGAAGCCCUCCUCGCGAACAACAUUGGUCAGAAAAUCUUUGGCGAAGCGGUCCUCGGAUUGUCCCAGGGAUCUGUCAGUGAGUUGCUAUCGAAACCGAAACCCUGGCACAUGCUCAGCAUCAAAGGCCGAGAGCCGUUCAUCAGGAUGCAGUUGUGGUUGAGUGACGCUCACAAUAUUGACCGUCUUCAAGCGCUCAAGAACGAGAGGCGUGAAGCUAACAAAAGACGACGGUCAAGCGGACCAGGACAGGACAACUCCUCAGACACGUCAUCCAACGACACGUCGGAGUUCUACCACUCGAGUUCUCCAGGACCGACAUCUGGUGUUCCUUCAGCGAAGAAACAAAGGGUGCUGUUUUCUGAAGAACAGAAAGAGGCAUUAAGACUCGCGUUUGCGCUCGAUCCCUACCCCAACAUGCCUACGAUAGAAUUCCUAGCAGGAGAACUAGGUCUGUCGACGAGAACAAUCACCAACUGGUUCCACAACCAUCGCAUGCGACUAAAACAGCAAGCGCCACAUGGUCUUCCCGCGGAACCACCGGCGAGAGAUCAAUCUACAGCGCCCUUCGAACCGGUUCAGUUCAGAUUACUGCUGAACCAGAGGCUGCUCGAACUCCAGAAGGAAAGAAUGGGUCUCGCAGGAGUCCCGUUACCGUAUCCUCCGUACUUCGCAGCGAAUACCAACCUCGCCGCGUUGAUAGGGCGCGGGUUAGUCCCUCCCGAUGAAAGAGGGAAGGACCAGAGCGGAGGUUUGGACCUGUCGAUGCCUUUAAAGCGAGAGCCUGACGGCGACGACUUCGAGGACGACGACGUGGAAAGCAACCUCGGGUCGGAAGACUCGCUGGACGACGGGGAAUCUAAGACUGAGCCCAAAGCGGCGUCGACCCCGGCCGGCGGCCGCUCCAACCGCCGGAAGCCCGCCGCGCCGCAGUGGGUCAACCCCGACUGGCAGGACGAGAAGCCCAGGAACCCCGACGAGGUCAUCAUCAACGGGGUCUGUGUCAUGAGGAGUGACGACUACAGGCGGGAGGCCGAGGAGACGGUGCGCGUGGAGCCGGCGGCGGUGGCGCGCGACGGCUCCCCCGCGGCCACCCCCCCGCCGCACACGCCCCUCACCCCUCACACGCCUCACACCCCUCACACGCCCCGAGCGUCGCACACGCCUGAAGACGUGCUCCCUGAAGACAAAAUCAAAACGGAAACAGAGGACGACAGGUGGGAGUAUUGAAGUGAGCGCGUGAAAGACGUUUAUUUAUUGUAGGCCCGGACGACGGCUUAGUUCAGUGCAAAUACUAUGUGUAGUUAGACGUGUUUGUUAAUUCUAUUGUAAGGCCAAAGACUUUGUACAUAAACCCUUCGUGAUAUGCCAGGCAUACGUCCGCCCGGACGAGAAAACCUUACGAUACAAAAAUAUGCAUUUUGCUUUAAUUUUUUUUUUUAUUUAGUGGUCGUAUCGUACCCUGAUUGGUACAAAUAUCUGAGUAUUUUUAAGUUACGGCUUUCUAUUCGAUUGUAAAUAAAUAUACCAAAAAUGCGUCGCGUUGCGCGCGCCGACUGUACAUAGUUAGAGUAGACUGUACUGUAAGUAUUCGUUGCUGGUAUCUUAGUGAUAGAAGUUCAUUUAAUUGUUAAUGAAAGUUUAAAGUGCAAUCAUAUGUAAAUUUAAGCAAUGACAUACUGGCCCCAGUUGAAAAGUAUUAUUAUGUUUAUAUGAACCGGAGAGGUUUAAAAUAUUAUUAUAAUUGGGUUAUAAGUUUUACACUUAAAUUAUGAAUGUUUAUUUUAUACUAUUGUAUGUUUUCUAUAACUAUUUUAUACGUGUCGGGGUAGCUCAAGCUUGUGAUGUCGCUUAUGUUUAACUUCCAACUUAAAAUUCCGUUAUAUUUCUUUUAAAAGCCUCUUUUUUUUUACAUUUCUAGACGACGUACAAAAAUAGCAACAAAUGGAAGGUACGAUUAAGCAAAUGAUGUAUUGCUUGUGGUUAUAGUUUUAUUUUAUUUUAGCAAUAAAUUUGCUUUUAAUAUCUUU